AUGGCGAGCUCCCCCAGCAAGUCCCUAUGUGCUACAUUCGACGACGACGCACAAAUGAAGAUCACAGUAAACCUGGGCGGAUACACUACACAGGUCCUGAUAGACUCAGGAGCCCAAGGAAACUUUAUCGCACCCCGAAUAGUGCAACAGCGAGAAAUACCAUGGAAUCAGAAGCAAAACCCUUACCGACUAAGGAAUGUGGAAGGGAAAGAAGUCGAGUAUGGCGGAGGCAGCAUUGAUCAGGAGACAGCGCAACUCCCUUUGCUCUACCAUGGCCAUCAGGAGCUUAUCAGCCUCGACAUCACGGAGAUAGGAAACCACGACGUUAUCCUCGGAAUUCCAUGGCUACGAAGACAUAACCCACAAAUCGAUUGGGUUACCGGCCGAAUAAAAUUCAAUCCAGCCUCUGAGAAGCACUCGACGAAGGCCUCAUGCGGAUUACUAGCAGCAACCAGAGCAAGACCACGCCUAAUGCUAAGGAUAAAAGACAUUGGCACUAGGACGCUAGCAGCCACGACGAUUGACAAAGUCACGGAAGAUCCAAUGUCAAAGAUACCUGUUGAAUACAGGGUCUACAGCAAACUCUUUGCACCAGAACUCGAGACCGGAUUACCGGAACACAGCAAGUGGGAUCACAAGAUCGAAAUUAAGGAAGGACACGAACCCACCUUUAACAAAAUAUACCCACUCAACCAAGAAGAAAUGAAAGCCUUAGACGAAUGGCUUGACGAAAAUCUUGCGAAAGGAUUCAUCAGACCUUCGAAAUCACCCGCAGGAUACCCCGUACUAUUCGUACCAAAGAAGAACGGGAAGAAACGACUUUGUGUCGAUUAUCGACGACUCAACGAUAUUACGAUCAAAGACUGUUACCCACUGCCCCUCAUAUCGGAACUAAGAGACCUACUCUACGAGGCCCAAUGGUUCACAGCCUUGGACCUUAAAGGAGCCUACAACCUUAUCCGAAUUGCAGAAGGAGAUGAGUGGAAAACAGCCUUCCGAACGAGAAGAGGACAGUUUGAAACGUUAGUCAUGCCAUUUGGACUCACCAACGCACCGGCUACAUUCCAAACUAUGAUCAACCAAGUACUACGGGAAUAUCUGGACAAGUCUGUUGUUGUGUACCUCGACGACAUCCUUAUAUUCUCCAAAACGUUGGAAGAACACAAGAAGCAUGUCCACGAGAUUCUCAAAGCACUCGAACAAGCGAAGCUACUUGUGGAACCAGAGAAGAGUCUGUUUCACAAACAGGAAGUAGAAUUUUUAGGGUUCACAAUCACGCCAGGCGUAAUCAAGAUGUCCCCUAACAAAAUCAAGGCUGUGCAAGAAUGGCCUACACCAGAAAACCCGAAGGACAUACUAUCCUUCUUAGGAUUUGUCAACUUCUACCGAAAAUUCCUCAAAGACUACUCCAAAACGAUAUUGCCUCUUACCGAACUCACUAAGAAAAAUGCACCUUGGGAAUGGACAGACAAACAACAGAAAGCGUUCCAAGAAGUCAAGGACAAGGUCACAUCGGAACCCGUCAUCCAGAUUCCGAACCCUGAGAAGCCCUUCGAGCUCGAAACGGAUGCUUCGAACGAAGCUGAAGGAGCGCAGCUAGGCCAAAGGGACGAGAACGGAGUCCUACACCCCUGUGGAUUCUUUUCAAGGAAGUUCCAAGGACCUGAACUGAAUUACCAGAUCCAUGAUAAGGAACUUAUGGCAAUUAUCGACGCAUUCAAAGAAUGGAGACCCCAACUAUCAGGAACAAAGUACGAAGUAAAAGUGUACACGGAUCACAAGAAUCUGGCACACUUCACCACUUCGAAAGAGCUCAACAAACGACAAAUCAGAUGGUCAGAAUUCCUCUCAGAAUUCAACUUCAGAAUCAUCUACAGGAAAGGAUCAGAAAACGGCAGAGCAGACGCGCUCAGCCGAAGACCCGAUUACAAGGACGAAGUCCCAGAAGAAACUCAGGUUAUCCUCAAAAAAGACAAUGGCGACCUCGUACCCGCCGCGAAACUCUUAAUGAUCGGCGACCGUGUCAAGACCAGCACGACUGGAAGAAUGACACACGACCAGAUCAGGGAGAUACACAGCGCACCCGCUCACGGUCACCAAGGAGUUACGAAAACCUGGAAACGAAUCAGACAACACCACGACAAGCGAGUAACAAGAAAAGACGUCGCUGACGCAAUCAAGGAUUGCGAAGUCUGCGCAAAAAUGGUUGUGGAUAGAUUCACGAAGUACGCGUAUUUCAUACCAUACUUGGAAUCAAGCACGGCAGAAGACUUAGCAUACACCUUUCUCAGGAUCAUUGUCAGCCAACACGGCCUGCCCCAGGAAAUAGUAUCAGACAGAGGAUCAGUCUUUACGUCCAAGUUCUGGAGAUCCCUGAUCUCGCAGCUCGGAGCAAAGCACAGCCUCAGCACUGCCUUCCACCCGCAGUCCGACGGACAAACGGAAAGAAUCAACCAGAUCCUGGAAACGUACCUAAGGAGUUAUGUGAACUACGACCAGGACAACUGGGUCAAGUUGUUACCAACCGCACAGUUCGCAUACAACAGUUCAAUAGGAGAAAGCACGCGAGAAUCACCUUUCUUCCUCAACUAUGGAUUCAACCCUACCGCUUAUGGAGAACCCCGAACCGGCUCUGCCGCGAUAAAAGCAGUAGCAGACAUCAAGAAACUUAAGGAAAUCCAACAAAAACUACCCCAAGAACUCGAAUUCGUACGGCAAAGAAUGAAGAAACACGCCGACCGACAUAGGGUGAGAGGCCCACCCCUAAAAGAGGGAGGUAGCGCCUACCUCAUACGGCGAAACAUCAAAACGAAACGACCUAGCGACAAACUCGACUUCAAAAAACUAGGACCUUUCGAAAUCACGAAGAAAAUUUCCGAAGUCAACUACGAGUUGAAACUACCGGAAACAAUGAAAUGUCACCCAGUCUUUCACGUCUCAUUAUUAGAACCAGCACCGGACGGUACACACACCGAAGACUGCAUCAUUGUGGAAACAGAUGACACCGAAUACGAAGUAGAACGCAUUCUAGACCACCGGAGGAAUGACGAAACAACAGAAUACUUCAUUAAGUGGAAAAACUAUGGACACGAAGACGAUUCGUGGGAACCAGCUAAGAACCUGGAACACGCUCAGGAAGAACUCCAACAAUACUGGCACCAGAGGACGUCUCUGGACCCCAGUCGUCCAAACCGACGCCAGACCAAUCCACGACGCCAAUAG
Messenger RNA from Colletotrichum truncatum, 3222 nucleotides. Its product is annotated as reverse transcriptase domain protein. The record is from RefSeq and is a predicted model, not a curated record. Gene Ontology annotation, molecular function: nucleic acid binding. Lineage: Eukaryota; Fungi; Ascomycota; Sordariomycetes; Glomerellales; Glomerellaceae. Gene Ontology annotation, biological process: DNA integration.